This is a messenger RNA of Dalotia coriaria, 414 nucleotides long. RefSeq names its product acyl-coenzyme A thioesterase 13-like. Lineage: Eukaryota; Metazoa; Arthropoda; Insecta; Coleoptera; Staphylinidae. Gene Ontology annotation, molecular function: fatty acyl-CoA hydrolase activity. The record is from RefSeq and is a predicted model, not a curated record. The transcript is spliced from 3 exons. The coding region runs from base 1 to 414 and encodes 137 amino acids.
AUGCCAAAAGCAGAUCUACUGAACCAAUUUAUAAAAACCUUGAAAGGAUUCGAUAAAGUAGUAAAAAAUGUUAAAUUCUUAAAAGGAGAUAAAGGAAAUUGCGUUGCGACGGUCAAAAUACAAGAGGAUAAUCUGAAUCCCAUGGGUGGUCUGCAUGGUGGUUUCUCUGCAACUUUAGUCGAUUCAAUCUCUAGUUUUGGUUUGAUGACUCAUGAACCAUGGGCCACACCAAGUGUAUCUGUUAACAUAAAUCUUACAUAUCUGAAAGGUGCAAAAGUUGGUGAAGAAAUUACGAUUAUUUCGAAUGUCUUAAGAGCUGGAAAAACUAUGGCUUAUUUGGAUGUUGAACUGCGUAAUGCAGCUGAUCAACUGCUAGUGAAGGCUGAACAUACAAAAUUUAAAAUGGGUGCUUAA